Messenger RNA from Galendromus occidentalis (western predatory mite), 1086 nucleotides. RefSeq names its product eukaryotic translation initiation factor 3 subunit j (gene eIF3j). Gene Ontology annotation, cellular component: cytoplasm; eukaryotic translation initiation factor 3 complex. The record is from RefSeq and is a predicted model, not a curated record. Gene Ontology annotation, molecular function: translation initiation factor activity. NCBI's taxonomy places the organism in Eukaryota, Metazoa, Arthropoda, Arachnida, Mesostigmata, Phytoseiidae. Bases 166 to 849 code for a protein of 227 amino acids. The transcript is spliced from 4 exons.
AGCGUUUACGCAACCACCGGGAUCGAGACUCCGAUCGAGCUUCAUUGUUCCGGCUCACCGUGAGCAGCUUGUAGGUCCCCCUUCCUGCCUGCCUACCGACCGAGCUCGCACUUUCGAAGUUGUGCUUCGUUCCUUUCGAAAUUGGAGGUGGUCAUCCACACAGUCAUGAGUGACGAUUGGGAGACAGCCGACAUAACACCGGUGGUGAAGCCGUCAGAUCGCUGGGAAGGCGAAGACGAGGACGAUGUCAAGGACAAUUGGGAUGACGAAGAUGAGGACGACCAGUCGGAUUCAACUCCAGUAGUGGCCUCCCAGCCCAAGAAGAAAAAGACUCUCCAACAGAUUCUCGCUGAGAAAGAAGAGAAGAAACGGAAAGAAGCCGAGGAGCGCAGGCUUAAGUUGGAGGCCGAGGCGAAGAACAACUCGCCCGAAGAGCAAAACCGCGAGAAGCUGCGGCGACAGAGAAUGCAAGAGGAGGCAGAUCUCCGAACCGCGAUGGAAACGUGUGGAGUCUCUGCGACCGGAACAAUCGAUUCCAUGGUACCUGUUGACAAGGACGACUACGACAAUCUCCGGAAAUUGCUCGUGGCGAAGUUAUCGCCCAACGAGAGUAGUCCGCUCUAUGUCGGGUUUCUCGAAGAACUCCUCAGAGACUUGACGGCAAAUCUCGAAGUCGAUGACAUCCGGAAACUCAGCUCCACUGUCAAUACUGUUGUCAACGAGAAGAUCAAGAUGACGAAGUUGACGAAGGGAAAAAAGAAGAAACAAGGAACUUCCCUGAAAGUCGAGCGCGACGAAAGAGACACGUUCGAUGACUACGGAGGUGGCGAAUUCGACGACUUCAUGUAGAACAUCUAACGUCGUCAAUUACAUUUGUCACUGUCUAUUCUUAAGAGGAUCUUGGAGUCCUUAUGGGCGACUGUCAUUUGCGGAUGCCAAGCCUAGUGUUUUUUAGUGUUGGGUCACUUGGGUCGUCAGUCGUCGUUAAGCUAUCUGAGCAGGGAGACAAGUGGAUGCAACCGUUGUUGUACAAUUCAUUUUCUAAGAAAUAUAAAACCAACAAAUAUAGCCUCGAUUACAAUUUAA